GUGGCUGAUUUGGAAGUAAAUAAAAGGGUUCAACGCCAACAAACAAAUCCAGGGUCCAACGAUCCAACGGAUCCAACUAUCGACAAAUAACGGAAACACUAAAAUACUUCCUACCCGUUGCCUGAUCUGGACCGACUAUAGACUGGGGAUGAAAUGUACCUGACCAGCUCUAUUUCAGUGGUACGAGACAUGGUAUCCCCAACCCAGACUCCAACCCAAUGAUCGUACUGCGAACUGAGACAACGAACCACAACACACCACAACACUGAGAUCAUCACCAACACAUCAUUCCUAAAAAGUGUAUAAUAGACCAGACUACUAUCACUACUAUCACUAACUAUUCAAUAAUUUUCAUCCUUACUGUCUCACUACUAUCCAGUACUCUAAGACUUACAUAUAAGACCGAGCAUGUCUCUUGUCGCGCUCUCCUGACACCACACCACCACCACACCCCACUGGCGCACUCCGCCAGCAACGCCAGCAGCACACGACAGCCACUGUCCUGUGAAGAGCACGCGCGCGCGUCGACACUAGAAGUUCUGGUUCAGAACAACAGAAGAUACGAGAUCUUGAUACACUUCCGUCCGAGCGAACACCUAUAACCCUCCUCCGCACGAUCGUGCGCGGCGCAUUGUCCCCCCCCUGCCUCGACAGCCAGCCAUCCCCCGUUGGGCGAUCGACCAAAUCCUCAAAACGCACACACGACCACCCUCAAGACAACACACAGAGGCGCACGAAACACAACCACAUAACCACCCACCAUGUCCGCCCUCCGGCGCAUCUUCUCCCUCAGCCCCGACCUCUUCGACUCCUCCCACCGCUUCGAGACAUCCUGGCUCAUCACGCCGUGGGCGCUCUUCUUCUUCCGCGCAUUCUUCAGUUUCUACGCCUUCUUCGUCCUAAUCUUCAACCUCAUCUUCACCGGCGUGCAACCCUCCUACGGCGGCAGCGAAGCAGCCUCAUUAUCCUUCUCCUACUUCACAAUCCUCACCUACUGGGGUCUAGCAUUCUACUUCCUCUUCGCCUCCCUCCACACCCUCAGCUACGCGCGCCACGGCACCCCUCUCCUAGCGCACUUCCCCCGUCCCCUCCAGGCGCUACACUCCCUCCUCUACACGACGAUUAUCUGCUACCCCUUCUUGGUGACGAUCGUGUACUGGGCGGUUCUAUACUCAUCUUGGUUCCCCACCCCCUACCCGCGCUGGACCAACAUCUCCCAACACGCGCUCAACUCCCUCUUCGCCCUCUUCGAGCUCAUCAUCCCGCGCACCUCUCGCCCCCCCUGGAUUCACCUCCCCUUCCUAAUCCUGAUCCUCGCGCUCUACCUAGCAUUAGCGUAUCUAACGCACUACACCCGCGGGAUCUACGUGUACUCCUUCCUCGACCCGGGAAAUGGGAGGGGGAUGCUAGCAGGGUACGUCCUGGGGAUCGCGGCGGGGAUAGUGGUUAUCUUCCUACUUGUGCAGGGGGCGGUGUGGGUGAGGAAGUGGGGGACGGAGAGGAAGAUGGGGAGGGAGGGGAGGUUUCAUGGCGGGAGGAGCAAGGGGCAGGGGGAUGCGGAGUUGGAGGCUACGAGGCAGUGGGAGGAUAAGGCGUGAGCGUUUCGUUUGAAUUUGGCGAGAUCUGGUUUGGCGAUGUUAUAUUUGGGCGAUGUGUAUGUCGGGAUAUGUUUUGAUAGUUGUGGGCGCUGGUGGAAUUUGUUUGUGUAGAUAUACCCACCAUACUAACAACACCUGUCUAUAUAUAAAUAAUAAUACCCCUAAUUUUACCGCAC
This is a messenger RNA of Pseudogymnoascus verrucosus, 1774 nucleotides long. RefSeq lists its product as uncharacterized. The transcript has 2 exons. Gene Ontology annotation, cellular component: membrane. The record is from RefSeq and is a predicted model, not a curated record. Lineage: Eukaryota; Fungi; Ascomycota; Leotiomycetes; Thelebolales; Thelebolaceae. Bases 762 to 1598 code for a protein of 278 amino acids.